CCUCCCGGCUGCGAGUCUGCCCGGCUCGGGAUCACGUGGCGGUUGCCGGAGGCAGAGACUAGAGAGGAGAGAAAAAAAAAGCGCCUCAUUCCUUCUUCCACCGCCAUACUGUAUUUUAUAGUAACUCUCAUUUUUAUUCCUCCCUUUUACUCCCGCUCGUGGAAGGUUUUCCUGGAGAAUGAAGUGCGGUUUGGUUUCCUUGUCAACGGAAGAUGAAGUGAACAACUGAACAUCUCCCCAGUGCAGGGUUAAAUCCAAGUGAUUCAACCAUGACUGGCAAAACACAGACCAGCAAUGUCACCAAUAAGAAUGACCCAAAGUCCAUCAACUCCAGAGUCUUCAUCGGCAAUCUGAACACAGCCAUUGUCAAAAAAGGCGACAUUGAAGCGAUCUUUGCAAAAUAUGGGAAAAUAGUUGGCUGCUCAGUGCACAAAGGUUAUGCAUUUGUACAGUACAUGAGUGAGAGGCACGCGAGGGCUGCAGUGGCAGGAGAGAAUGCCAGGAUCAUCGCAGGGCAGCCACUAGAUAUCAAUAUGGCAGGAGAGCCAAAACCAUACAGACCAAAACCUGGCAAUAAGCGGCCACUUUCAGCACUUUACAGACUUGAAUCAAAGGAACCUUUCCUGUCUGUUGGUGGCUAUGUCUUUGAUUAUGAUUACUACAGAGAUGACUUCUACAACCGGUUGUUUGAUUACCACGGCCGUGUCCCCCCACCACCCCGAGCAGUGAUUCCACUGAAGCGUCCUCGUGUGGCUGUGACAACAACUCGCAGAGGCAAAGGGGUUUUCUCCAUGAAAGGAACAUCAAGAUCCACCUCAAGUGGGGCUUCUUCCUCAGGAUCCAAAUCACCCACCCGUCUUCCCCUGCCCCUUAUGUGGAGUGAUACUGUCCUUGGAAGCGUCACUGGAAGAGGAAGAGAAAGAUCAGUGAAAUCAGAUGAGUUGCAAACAAUCAAGAAAGAAUUAACUCAAAUCAAAACAAAAAUUGACUCCUUGCUAGGGAGACUGGAAAAGAUUGAAAAGCAGCAAAAAGCUGAAGCAGAAGCUCAAAAGAAACAAAUGGAAGAUAAUGCUGAUUUGAUUCAAGAGGAAUGCAUAUCAGAGAACGCAGAUAACUCUACAGAAGAGCCGAUUGAAGGAGGGCCAGAUGCAGAUGGGGAUGGAGAAGAGAUGACUGAUGGUAUAGAGGAGGAUUUUGAUGAGGAUGGCAGCAAUGAGCUGUUUCUACAGAUCAAGUGAUGAGAUGUCACGUGUAAACCUCCUGAAGGCUGAGAAGAGAGACUCUGACUUCCCCACAGAAAAAUGUGAACUGCAGUUUCUUACUGGCUGGCAAAACCUUUGACUCAAUUUGUAUGAAAAUUCAAUUUACUUAUUAAAAUGGACGUUAUUGUUCAAAUAUUAGAAAAUCCCUUUCUUAUAUGUUCUAAGCUGUACAAUUGUCAGAUUUUUAUGGUUUAGAUUGUAAAUGUGUUUUUCUCUGGCUAAUUAUUGGUAUUAUUUUUUUAAUUUUGAUGUCUUAAAGGCCAAUGUACUGUAUCAUAAUAAUAUGAAGGACAUAUUUAACAGGUGUGGGAAACACUAUAUACAAAUGUAUAUUUCUAAAAGCUAUUUUUAUGAUUAGCAUGUUUUACUGUUUUACCAUAUUUAGAGUCAGGUGAUAUUGCACUUCUUUGUUUACAGUUUAAUUCAAACAAGAUCACAAUUAAAUACAUUGUACGGUAUUUUCCAUUAUUUUAUUUAUUGUAUUCAUCAUUGGAAAUAAUUAUUUUUACUAAUAGAGUUAGCAGCUAAAAAGUGAAAAUGCCAAAAUAAGAGAGCAAUCCUUGAUAAAUGGGAUCUUCCCAUAAAUCCCUUUCUUCAGAUAAGCACCCUCUGCAAUGCCAUUCAUCAGACAGUUGUUACAGCUGUUCCUGCAAGUCUCUGAAGGCAGUUUGCUGUUACUACAUGGAAAGUUUAUAUGAUGGUCUCCUGUCUAGCCUGGUAAAUUAAUUGCAGACUGCCAAUAUCUGACAACAUGAGUUAUCCUGUUGAAUACUUUUCAGUUUAUUAUUCUGGCAGUAUUUAUUCCACCCCUGAACCACUAAAGACCUCCUAAAAUCCUGCAGUUGGAAUAAUUAAUUAUUACAGAUGUUGAGGGGGAAUCUCAGUAUAGAAUUUCUUAAUAAACCAUAUUUCCUUUCAAACAAAAUGGGUGCAUUAUUUCUCUUGUGUUACUGAGAUACUAAGGUUAUCAAAGUAUGUAGUGGUAUAGUGGUACAAGGUCUUCUUUUCUAAUGGAAGUACCAACCUGUUCCCUAUUCCAAAGCUAGACCUCCUUAGCACUGCAGAUUACAUGAAAUGAGAAACAGAUAUUUCUUUAUCUAUAUUCUUAUGUGAAAUAUACUCAGAGAGAGACACCUUAAAAGUGAUUGCAGGGAGGAAAAAACCUAAUAGCAAUGGCCUUCCAAGAGGGAGAGACAUUAAUUUAAGAAGUACCUUAGACAGUCAAAUGGAGCUCAGAGCCAGCUGCAUGCCACUAUGCAGCACAGAGCCCUGAUGUCCACUGGUAUCCAUGGCCAUAGGUAUUUGGUAUGAUCAAGCACCACAAAGAUGAACACUUCCCUUGCCCUUUCAAUCAUUUUCUGUAGGCUGAAAGCAAGAGGAAAAUACAGGUACCAGAAACAUUCUUUAAUAGACCAAAUUUUAAAUGCUUAUAAAAACCAGCCGUUUCUGAGGUGGUAGAAUCACCUCAAACAGUGGGUGUAUGCGGAGAUGGGAGCUCAAGGUCUCCAGUCAGGUUUCCAGCAUGGAGACAGUCAUCAAAGAAGGACUGAUAUUCUUCAAGCAUUUGGAAGAUCAUACAUUUGAAUUUAAUAUCUAUCACUGACUGGAAAUUUACUUCAUUAGGAGACUCUGUAACAUAGCGCUCUCAGUUAUGUUUGUAUAUCUUAUCUUUAGCUUGUCUAUUGUCUGUGGAGUUAAGCAGUUUAUCGAAGUGCUGAGUAGCACCUAGCUACUUAAUUAAGGAAAGAACAGUAUGAGUAGUUACACCUGAGCAUAAGGAAUCGCAACUUCAGAAUCCACCAAGACUGACACUCCCAGAAAAGUGCAGCAAAAAAUAUUAGUUCUGUGUAAGUGAAAUAUUAGCUCAAAUCAAAGGGUGGACUAUUUCUCCACUUUCUAUCUAUUAGUACAGUUUAUGAUCAUUUUUAACUGUAAAAAUGCAAAAAUAAUUGGCAUUUUAGGAUCUCCACGUUUGGCUCACAGUUUGAAAAAAAGAACUCCAAACCUUAGCAGCACAUUUUGACUAUUUCAAAUAUGUAAAUUCUUGCCUGACUUAAAAGAUGCAGAAUGUCACCCAAGAAGAUUAAUUCUCAUAUCAGUGUUGAUAAACUAUGUAUGAGAAACAGCUAGGUGUAUUAUCUCUUCAUCACCUCCAUUCCAAAUGACCUAAUAAUCGUACAAAGUACUCUUCAAUUUUUAGAAAUUCUUUCCAAUCAUUACCAACAAUGUAGUCACAGAAAUUAUUGCACAAUCAUAAUGUCGACACUGUUUCACACCACAGUUUAAUUGCUGAAUAUAUUUUGAACACAAAAAGACACCUUUGAUAACACUACAAGGUACUACUUCAUUUGCAAGCCAGAAGCCUACUGUGCCAUGCAGUCCAUUACUGAUAAGGAUUCUUAAAGGCGAAUUUGCUUCAAAUCACUACAGAGGAUGCUGGUAGCUUCAACAGAGCUUGAUAGUUCUCUUCAUGUAUGCUGUAUGCUUGGUGUUGUCUACC
Messenger RNA from Cuculus canorus (common cuckoo), 3762 nucleotides. RefSeq names its product RALY RNA binding protein like (gene RALYL). The transcript has 11 exons. The record is from RefSeq and is a predicted model, not a curated record. Bases 270 to 1238 code for a protein of 322 amino acids. Gene Ontology annotation, molecular function: RNA binding. Lineage: Eukaryota; Metazoa; Chordata; Aves; Cuculiformes; Cuculidae. Gene Ontology annotation, cellular component: nucleus.